This is a messenger RNA of Trichomonas vaginalis G3, 630 nucleotides long. Its product is annotated as protein ubiquitination. The coding region runs from base 1 to 630 and encodes 209 amino acids. The transcript has a single exon. NCBI's taxonomy places the organism in Eukaryota, Parabasalia, Trichomonadida, Trichomonadidae. The record is from RefSeq and is a predicted model, not a curated record. Gene Ontology annotation, molecular function: protein binding.
AUGUUACCAUCGAACGAUUUCAAGAAUAACAAAAACAGCAAAACAAUAGAAACCAAGCAAUUUGAUGAAAUUUCAACACAAUAUGAAAAUAUAAAUUUCUUUGAAAGAUAUUGGAAAUCAAAAUGUUUCACAAAUAUUUUUCAAACUUUUGAAAAAUGUUCUCGUGAACAUGAUCUUUAUUCAAUCAAAUAUGCUGUUGAUAAUGGAUAUCAUAAAUUAACUAUAUAUAAUAGUUCAAUAAUUCAUUAUGCAGCAGAGUUUAAUAAUUUAUCUCUUGUUCAAGAUCUUAUUUCAUGUGGUGUUGACCCUAAUACGAGAAAUUCAAAUCAACGCACACCACUCCAUUUUGCUUGUUAUCAUAAUUCAAUCGAUGUUGUCAAAUAUCUUUUAACAUUACAUGGAAUUGAUUUUAAUGCACAAGAUAGUUUUGGAGAUACUCCUCUUCAUGAUGCAUGCAAUAUAAAUCAUCCAGUAGCCGUAAAACUUCUCUCAGAAUUUAGAGGAAUUAAUAUCUCUAUAGAGAAUAGUACAUAUAAAACUGCAAUUAAUAUGACUAACAAGGCAAAUAUUCAUAAUCUUUUUAAUCAAAAAUUAAUAAUAAAAUUCAAUGAUCAUUUUGGCCGCAUAUAG